Toxoplasma gondii ME49 is the source of this 234-nucleotide messenger RNA. RefSeq lists its product as hypothetical. Bases 1 to 234 code for a protein of 77 amino acids. The transcript is spliced from 3 exons. The record is from RefSeq and is a predicted model, not a curated record. NCBI's taxonomy places the organism in Eukaryota, Apicomplexa, Conoidasida, Eucoccidiorida, Sarcocystidae.
AUGAGGGAAUUGCACAUCAUUGGCUUGGCUGUGCUCUGGACAAGCAACUGCGUGUCAUCUGGCUUCGCGCAGAGGCAGGAUCCGUACCUGAGAGGAAGAGUUCCUCCUUUGCCGAGCUCGCGUCAAUAUUCUCCGUUCGAUCUCGCUCGACAACGACUCGAUAACCCGCCGCCUCCGGCAUGUGUGUUGCCUCUUCAAGAUCUACCAUAUCAACCACAGAGCAGAUCCUCAUGA